AUGAAAUAUUUUAUUAGUGGACUUUUAGUGUAUUUUAGUGCUUUUUUGUCUCGUGGUGUAAUUUAUGCAAAAUUGUUUGGAUUUUUAAUGCAGAAUGAAGCACUGCAGAGUCUAAUACGGGAGACUGAAAUAAUAAAAACAACUUUGUCAAAAAUAAAGAGUCACACAAAGCAAGCCAAAGACUCAGUUGAGUCAAUCGGUAAAGAUCUCGUGUCAUUAGAAUCCUUUAAAAAUGACGGUCUUGUAAGGGUAUCUGCAACUGCGCAGAUGAACAUAGAGAAAACACGGCAACUAUUAGGAGAGGUGAAGACCUUUGGAAAGAAGUACAGCAAAUUAAUUAAAGAAAUAAAAAACAGAACUGAGUCGGCCAGUGCUGCCAGUUUACUGAGCUUAUAUAAAGAGAUAAAGGGUCUUUUAGGCCUUAAAACUACAACGCCUGAAAUAUCUGAGAAAAUAUCUAUAUUAGAGAAAAACUUUGAAAUUCUCAUUUUAACAAUAAUCGAUGCACUUCCAGAGAUAAUUGAAACAGAAGGGGCUGUUUCGUAUGCCAAGGCUGUAAAGAUAUCAAUUGAAGAGUCUCCAAAUGAACUAGAUGGUACAAAAGACAAUAGGUCUAUUAUUGAAGAAAAUACGGGAAGUGCAGGUGGAAAGGAUGUGCUGAGCUGUAACAUAGACAGGAAUAGAAUAUUUGAAGUGUUUUUAGAUUCUGUUGUUAGGCGAUUUACAGAGAACUUGCACAAUACUAAUUUAAUAGGAAAGGAUGAUUUAUCAUUUAUUUUAUCAGACCUAGUGCGAUUAAAGGAAACAGACGGCCUUGCAAUUCCGUCAAAGUACAAAAUAUUUUCUUUUGCAACCAUACAGUACCAUAGAAUGCUUUAUGAGUAUUUAGAGGCAAAUACGGAUAAGUUUGAUCCAAAUGAGUCUAUAGGCAUUCUUCUAUGGUGUAAAAAGUACUAUGCAGAAAUGGAGAAAAUGGGCCGAAUGAAGAGUGCACUGGGUCCUGUUCUAUUUGCAGGGCGGGAAGGCGAUUUAGUGGACAAGUACAUAUCAGCAGCACAAGAAAAGCUGUCUGAGUGGAUACAUAAUCUAGCAAACAUGGAAAGCAAACGGUUUCAGGAAAGAAAAAAGGCACCCGACUUGGAUGGAGACAGCAAGUUCAUAAGCAUCGGAUUCAUGGAUCUACUCCAUAUAAUACGGCAGCAGUUAGAGCCUAUGCAUGUGCACCCAGGAAUAUUCAAAAGAGUGUCAGCGCAUAUUUUAAAGUGUGUGGAAGAGUUUAGAGAGAUACUAAUGGAGGCUGUGAUAACAGAGCUAGACUUGGUUUUAAAGGAUAAAGCUCACAAUGGAUUUGAAGAAUACUGCAUUGCUCUCUCCAACAGCGGGCUUAAAUUCAUGGACUGUCUCCAUACGCUUCCAUUCUACAACGAUCCAAAUAUGCAGUCGAUCAGUAAAGUAUUUUAUGCGUGUAUGGAGCAGUCUAAUGAUGCACUGAUCCGAAAUAUUCUGUAUGUGGUAUCUCCAGCGACUGAAAACAUUUUUACGGAAAAGUGGAUUUCAGAGCCAGUUACACAAACCAUCAUAUCUACAUAUGCUGACUACCUGACAGAUUAUAAGGAGAGUAUGAUAGACUACACAUUUACUUCAUUCGUAUCUGCGCUGUUGGACAGUACAAUAGAACUAUACUUUGAUAGAUUGACUAAAAAGCGCACAGUUUACCGCAAAGAGCAUCUGUCAAUUAUAACUAUGGAUAGAAAAAAGUACAGAGAGUUCUUUUCCAAAUAUUUGUCAAAGAAUUCACUGAAAGAGUCACUCAGAAGAAUGGAUUACUUCAUCUCCAUUACAUCCUCUGACAAUAUAAGCUUAUGCACAUCAGAAGUGAAAUUAUACUUAAAAGACUUCCCCGAUUGCUCAAAGGAAGCGCUCAUAAAAAUACUUAGAAAAAUGCCAGGUGGAAGUAAAGAAUUUAGUAAAGAAGUCAUGAGCAGAAUAUAA
Messenger RNA from Nematocida parisii ERTm1, 1992 nucleotides. RefSeq lists its product as uncharacterized. NCBI's taxonomy places the organism in Eukaryota, Fungi, Microsporidia. The coding region runs from base 1 to 1992 and encodes 663 amino acids. Gene Ontology annotation, molecular function: SNARE binding. Gene Ontology annotation, cellular component: exocyst. Gene Ontology annotation, biological process: exocytosis; exocyst localization. The record is from RefSeq and is a predicted model, not a curated record. The transcript has a single exon.